This is a messenger RNA of Musa acuminata subsp. malaccensis (wild Malaysian banana), 2331 nucleotides long. RefSeq lists its product as uncharacterized. NCBI's taxonomy places the organism in Eukaryota, Viridiplantae, Streptophyta, Magnoliopsida, Zingiberales, Musaceae. The record is from RefSeq and is a predicted model, not a curated record.
ACCGCGGGCAACACGGAACGAGAACGCAUCCCAAGACCUUCUCGAUCGCUCUGUCCUCGUCGUGGCCAACUGCGCUGGAUUCGAUCAGCGAUGCGCUCCGCAGUCGUCGUCGUCCCGCUCACACCUGUCCUCCCCCUUACUUGAGUGCCGUUUGCGCUCCCAUUCCCUCGACGCAACCGCUUUGCUUCUCGCUCUUCGCUUUCUUCUCCUCUACUCUUUGUCUGCUACAUCGCUUUUGAGCGUCCCGAUCGGUCUAUGUUCGUUCGAUGGAGGUGCCGUCUCCCUCGCGUCCGUCGCAGCUGGAGUCGCUGGUGCUCUGGGUGCAGACCAACUACGCAGAGCCGUUGGAUUCACUGAAGCAGUCGCUCCGCAUCGCCUACGUCGUCUUCGCCUUCUGCUCCGCGCUCUUCCUCGGAGCCCUCAAAGCUCUGGUGGUGGGUCCUGUGGCAGCGCUGCUGCUGAUUCUUGGGAACGUUGGGGUGAUACUUGGACUGUUUCCAGCUCAUGUGGCCUGGACUGUCUACUCUAUUGUCAAGACGGAUUCCAUAAAUGCAGCACUUAAACUUGCCUUUCUUUUUGCUCUUCCCAUAUUUGUUGGGCUGUGGUUGGCCCUUGCCAUCUUUGGGAGUGUCCUGGUUGGACUUGGUUAUGGGUUUGUUACACCCUGGGUGUCAACCUUUGAGGCCUUCCGAAAGGAUGGUGAAACAAAUAAAUUUCUUCACUCCAUUGUGGAUGGAACAUGGAGUACUAUCAAAGGGAGUUGCACUGUGGUUAGAGACUUUGCAGAUAUCUGUUACCACUCAUAUCCACUUUACUUAAAGGAGUUAAGAGAAAGUUCACAUGAUCAUCAGCCAUAUUCAAUUAGGUUGAUAGAGGUUCCUGCUUGUGUUGUUGUUGCGCUGAUGGGCUUAAUUGUUGAUAUCCCACUUUACACUGUCAUUGCAUUGAUAAAAAGCCCCUAUAUGCUAUUUAAAGGCUGGCAGAGGCUUCUACAGGACCUGAUAAGCCGAGAGGGACCAUUUCUUGAGACAGCUUGUGUGCCUGUUGCUGGUCUCGCCAUUCUGUUCUGGCCUCUAGUUGUUGUUGGGAGUGUCCUGUUGGCGAUAGUCUCAAGUAUCUUCAUUGGAUUGUACGGAUCGGUGGUUGUGUAUCAGGAGAGAUCUUUCAAACGAGGAGUUGCCUUUGUGGUUGCCAUGGUUGCGGAGUUUGAUGAAUACACUAAUGAUUGGCUAUAUCUACGGGAGGGGUCCAUUCUUCCAAAGCCUCGGUACCGAAAGAGGAAGAUAUCUCACUCAGCAGAAUUUUCUGUUGGAGCCAGUUCUGUUAGAGGGGUUAAAGCUGGUUAUGGUUCUUCAGGGGCUCCUGCAAUGUUAGUCCCUAGCUUGGCUCCUUCAAGAUCCGUUAGAGAGACAAUACAAGAGGUGAAAAUGGUGCAGAUAUGGGGUGAGAUUAUGAAAUCCUGUGAAAUGAGGGGCAAGGAACUUGUGGAUACAAAUAUAAUCACAAUGUUUCAUCUGAGUGAUUGGUUACAAACCAAAGGAGCCAACCAGGAAAUAGUUGGUGUUGGUCUACCUUCGUAUGCUUUUUUGCACACUCUUCUCGACUCUAUCAAGUGUGGAUCAGGUGGAUUGUUAUUGAGCAAUGGUAUUGAAGUUACUCACAUGAACCGACCACAAGAUAGAUUGUUGGAUUGGUUCUUCCAUCCUGUGACAGUACUCAUGGAGCAAAUCAAGGUCAUAAAGUUGAAAGAAGAUGAAGUCAGGUUCUUGGAGAAACUAGUUCUUUUCGUGGGUGACAACUCAACAAUGGGAGCCUUGGACAAUGUCUUUAUGGUUCCUCAAGAUGUUAUUAGGACUGCACAGAUUCAGGCGAUUAGCAGAAGGUUGGUUGGCAUGACGAGGAGCGUUUCAAAGUUUCCGACCUACAGAAGGAGAUACAGGCAAGUCGUAAAGGUUCUUAUGUCUUACUUGAUUGAGAGCGAAGGGUCUCUUGAGAGAGGAAGGUCUUGCCGAACGCAUUCAACUAGAUCGAUUUCUUCUGCCGAGAUUGUACCAGCUGAAGUCUAGUGAUGCUUUUUUUAAUUUUUAAUUUUUUUUUACCUUUCUUAUUGUUGGUUUUAUGUUGGGCAAUGUCCAUAGUAUAUUGAGUGCUUAGAUCAGUGAGUGAAGGUAGUUGAUAUCUACUACACAAACUUCAGCCUAAAGAUUUGAAAUGGAUGUGCAUGAUAGGUUUUUUUAUUGUGUCAUGUCACUUGUAAAUUCUGUACUUGGUAGACAGCAAAAAUUCAGUGAAGAUAGGAAGUCAUGGUGAAGUUUGUCUUUUGUUAUCAAA